AUGUCUUUUAAAUUUAGCUGGCCAGAAUUCACCACAGAAUUCGUGGAGCAAGCUAAACAACUUUUAACGACAGCUCUUAACAAGAGCAGUAAACCAGUGAAUAUAGUGGAUCCUAUAGUCGUCAAAGACUUGAACAUGGGAACAAAGCCGCCCGAGUUGGAGAUUAUGGAAAUUUGUGAAUUGGCAGUUGAUAAAUUUAGAGGAAUAUUUAAAUUGAUAUAUAGUGGUGACGCACAUUUAACUUUACAAACAAAAGUGCAGGCGAAUCCGAUGAAUAGCAAUAAAUCUGAUGUGAGUAUGUAUACUAGAAGGGGAAUUCUUGCAGCGGACCAACCGCUUGUAGUGCCUAUGCUUCUUAGAUUAAGCAACUUGAAACUACGAGGUAUCAUCGUUUUGGUAAUUAGCAAGCAAAAGGGGAUCACAUUAGUAUUCAAAAACGAUCCUUUGGAAAAGGUCGAUGUUACCUCAACUUUUGACAGCAUUUCAAGCAUACAAAGGUUUUUGCAGUCAGAAAUCGAAAAAAGGUUGAGAACAAUGUUUCAGGAAGAUUUACCAUCUAUUGUUCAUCAAUUAUCAUUGCAAAAAUGGCUCAGUAGUACUAAGAAAAAAGAAGAAUUCACAAAGGGAUCAUCAGAAAAAAUGCCUAUUACGGAACACCGGCCAUUAAAUAUCCUUCCGGAGAAUACACCUUAUGAUACUAUGUCUAUGCCAGAUCUUCGAUACGGUACACCAUUAUCAACAUCUGGUUCUGAAUUAUCAAGCAUUUCUCCAGAAUCAUCAUUUUAUGCGGAAGAAGGGUCUAUCAUAGGAGAUGUUGAUUCUUUGGACGGCUAUUCUGGAUGCUCUUCAUAUUCUAGUUUUGGAGAUUUAUUUGAACGCAAGAAAGAAGAAGGUUUGAAAGCAAUAUCCCAACCUAACAACGAACAUCACUCAGAUGGUAACCGGCCACGGAUAUUUCAUCGCCAACGCCUACUCGUGUCGCCACAUCACAGAAGGGGUUCGUUACCUACUUGGUUACCAUCUACAAUACAAGAACAACAAGAAUCUCUGCCAAAAAAACCACUAAGACGUAGAUUUGCAAAACUUAAUUACCAGUCACAUGAAUUGUCACACUAA
Messenger RNA from Cetraspora pellucida, 1116 nucleotides. NCBI's taxonomy places the organism in Eukaryota, Fungi, Glomeromycota, Glomeromycetes, Diversisporales, Gigasporaceae. The record is from the annotation of a GenBank genome assembly.